AUGAACGCUUCGACUCGCGUUGGCCAGGCCAUCAUUGGCGCCUCCACGCCCUCUGCGAACGAGAAUGCUGCUGCUGGCAACAAUGCCAACAUCCACGGCCCCAACUCUGGUGUCAACGCCGCGGGCAUGACCAUCAGCGGCAACGGCAACCACGUCGGCAACAUCACACAUGGCGCGCCGGUGCACCACGGCGACGUCAAGAACGUCAUUGGCGUCCAGAUCAACGAUCCCGUCUCGGCGAUUGCGUAG
This is a messenger RNA of Saprolegnia diclina VS20, 249 nucleotides long. RefSeq lists its product as hypothetical. The coding region runs from base 1 to 249 and encodes 82 amino acids. The record is from RefSeq and is a predicted model, not a curated record. Lineage: Eukaryota; Oomycota; Saprolegniomycetes; Saprolegniales; Saprolegniaceae. The transcript is spliced from 2 exons.